Messenger RNA from Cuscuta campestris, 4010 nucleotides. The record is from the annotation of a GenBank genome assembly. NCBI's taxonomy places the organism in Eukaryota, Viridiplantae, Streptophyta, Magnoliopsida, Solanales, Convolvulaceae.
AGAACAACCCACUGUUUGCUUUUGCUUUGAUUUGCUUCAAUUCAUCUCAUGUCACCAAACCCUCCUUUUGGGUUUGGGGAUUCCUACUAACUAACAGUCUUUCAUUGCUUGCCUCUCAAUAUUUAUCCUCUCCUUUUUCUUGAUUGGUUCAAAGGAAUCAACUUUAUUCAUUGGAUUUGGUCAUUAAAUCUGGUGAUUUUUUUUUAAAUUGGGAUUUGGUUCGUAUGGGAUGGGCAUGGGCAAGGGGAUGGAGAAUUUUGGUGAACUUCUUUUUCAGGUUACGGUUUAUCCCCCUCUUCUGCUGCGAUUCCUCCUAUCUCCGAUGGAGCAUCUUCUGCAAACAUCUCACCUAUCCCAUCAUCUUCCCCAAAUGGGAAAAGUGUGAGCCCUCCACCGCCUGCAUUGCCGCCUCUAGAGUUAGACAAUGCACCUCAAAGAUUGAGAGGUUCUGCAGUGUCAGUGUCACCAAGUAGUCCUACAGAAGUUCCACCUAAUGAUUACAGUCCCCUACAUACCCCUCCUCCAAUGAAUUCUCCACCUCCCAUGAUUAGGCAAGAAAUUGUCCCUUCUCCUCCUCCAAUGAGUUCUCAAGGCCCAGUCCAAGUCUCACCCCUUAGUGGUCCCCGGAGUGAGCUCCCAAGCACCAAACAUCCUGUUAUGGCCCCACAAUCCCCAGUAGACGAUGAGUCUCCUUUAAAGAAACCACCACCAAAUAGUCUUCUCCACGCACCGAUUGCUCCAGCACCGGUUGAGCCAACUUUAAGGGAUUUGCCACCAACAAUGCCACCAAGACCCCAUGAAACUGGUUCUCCACAGAUUGCCCCUACAGCUGAGCCACCUUCAAAGAAAUCAUCACAAAACUUACCAACUAGGCAACGAGUUGUGGUAAAAUCCUCACCACAACCAAGCCCUCGCGAGGAAGGACCACCAGACACAUCCAUUACUGUGCCAAUUGCUCCAGCAACCGUGCAGCCUCCUUUAGGUAAAUUGCCACAAAGUCCACCAAGCAUGGAGCCAGUUGUGACGGGAUCCUUGCCACCAAGUCCUUAUGGAAGGAGAGCACUGGACACUCCCCCUCCAGUGUCAGUCCCUCAAGUACCUGUCGAGGAACCUUUAAGGAGAUCUCCACCAGCUAUGCCACCAGUUGAGACAGGGCCCACAAGUCCUCGAGAAUAUGGAUCAACUAAUGCUCCCCAGCCAAUGCAUAUCGCUCCACGCACAAGUGCAACUGAACAAAACAGAAAACGGAAAGAUACACCAUUAGGUCACUCGGUCAAGCAUGCAGUAUCACCUUUUAUUCCAGCUGCUCCAGUUGCAUCACCCCCAAGCAAAGUUUUAGGGCACACUCAUCCCGUCCAUCAAAGGCUUCAUCAGGAGCCUCCGUCUAGCUCACCAGUUAAGCAGGAUGCAUCAACUCCUCUACCAAGCAUCAAUGGAGAAAGAGUAGCCAGCCCUGUCGCUGCACCUCCUAAUAGAUUAGCUCAUCAUGACAUUAAUGCGCAUACUUCUCCGGCAAAAGCUCCAUCUACACACAAAAACGUGAGGCACUCUCUGAGGCACCAUUUUGCAAAGGAGAACAAAACUGCUUCUCCAUUAUGGCAUUCAGUUCCUCCUCUUGCUUCAACUGUACAAGGUCCUUCGAUUGCUCCAGUGCCUUCGUUUGCCUCAAACUCAGAUCCAAAGUCUACCCUUCGACACCAUAUUGCUCACCCACCACCUUCAAUUGCUCCAGUGCCUUUGUUUGGCCCGAGCUCAGAUCCAAAGUCAAACCUUAGACACCAUAUUGCUCACCCACCAUCAAAUUCGGGGCCUCCUCCUUCCAGUAAAAUUUCGCCUUCUUGGUCUUCAGCAAGGAAUCCAAAGAUGUUGUUCCCACAUCCGUUUGUCCUUCCACCCCCACCACCUAAUGAAGAUUGCUCCUCAUUGGUAUGCAUGGAACCAUUCACAACACCCCCACCUAAAUCUUCUUGUGACUGUGCCUUGCCGAUGCAAAUUGGGUUGAGACUUGGUGUAGCACUAUACACUUUCUUCCCUUUAGUUUCAAGGUUGGCUUAUGAAAUAUCUUGUGGAGUUCUAAUGGAUCGAAGCCAAGUUCGCAUCAUGGGAGCAAACUCUGCAAACCAGUAUCCAGAAAAGACAAUUGUCUUCAUUGAUUUGGUACCCCUUGGGGGACAGUUUGAUAACACAACAGCUUUCUUGACAUUUCAGAAUUUCUGGCACAAAGAUGUAAAUAUAAGUGCUUCAUUUUUUGGCGAUUAUGAUGUAUUAUAUGUGCGGUAUCCAGGUCUUCCUCCAUCUCCACCAUCUGCACCUUUAAAUGAUGGAGUUAUAAGUAGUGACCCAUACUCCGGGGAUAAUGGGAGGAAUAUACAUCCUCUUGGUGUUGAUGUGACCAAAAGGCGACACAGAGGUGGGCCGAAUCGAAGCCUCAUUGCAGUGAUAGUGCUUUCAGCAUCUGGUGCAGUUAUACUGUGCUGCGCCGUUGCAUGGAUGCUUCUGUUCAAACAUAGAGACAGGGUGCUCGAAUCGGAUCCUACCCCACCAGCUACAAUUCCUUCCCUUGGAAAAUCACCAAGGGUUGCAGCCUCAGUCACAAGAAGUGGACCCAACUCUCCUUCGCUAUCCUUAAGUUCAAGCUUUGUGGCUUAUACAGGUUCGGCCAAAACGUUCAGUAUAGCUGAAAUAGAGAGAGUAACUGAUAACUUCAACGAAAAAAGAGUUCUUGGGGAAGGUGGGUUUGGCCGUGUGUACAGUGGUGCCCUAGAGGAUGGGACAAAAGUGGCUGUUAAGGUUCUUAAGAGGGACGACCAUCAGGGAGGCCGCGAGUUCUUUGCUGAAGUUGAGAUGCUCGGUCGGCUACACCAUAGGAAUGUGGUCAAUCUGAUUGGGAUCUGUCUAGAGGAACGCGCACGCUGCUUGGUUUAUGAACUUGUCCCAAAUGGCAGUGUUGAGUCCCACCUUCAUGGGGUUGACAAAGAAAGGGCCCCACUCGACUGGAAUGCUCGGGUGAAGAUAGCACUAGGUGCUGCUAGAGGGCUGGCAUAUUUGCACGAAGACUCGAGCCCACGUGUGAUACACAGAGACUUCAAGUCUAGCAACAUCCUACUAGAACAUGAUUUUACUCCCAAAGUGUCGGAUUUCGGUCUGGCUCGUGCUGCGUUUGAUGAAGAAAAUAGACACAUUUCAACUCGUGUUAUGGGCACCUUUGGGUAUGUGGCUCCCGAGUACGCAAUGACUGGGCAUCUUUUAGUGAAGAGUGAUGUGUACAGUUACGGCGUCGUCCUUCUUGAGCUCCUGACCGGGCGGAAACCGGUGGACAUGUCACUCCCGCCCGGUCAAGAGAACUUGGUUGCGUGGGCCCGACCGUUCCUCACGACCAAAGAAGGUUUGGAAUUCGUGGUGGACGCGUCGCUCGGACCCGAUUUCCCGGUCGAUAGCGUCACGAAAGUGGCGGCCAUUGCCUCGAUGUGCGUGCAACCGGAGGUGUCUCACAGACCGUUCAUGGGGGAAGUGGUUCAGGCCCUGAAGUUGGUGUGUAGUGAGACCAAAGAUUUGGAGACCCAAAACCGCGACGAUCAAGAGAAUGUGCUUGUUGGUCGUGCGGAAGAAGACCGCGGGCUGGCGGGUGUUGCUUUGAACGCCCGUUCCCACCGGUCGAACUCGGACUGCGAGGUCGACCUCGAGCGCGGGCAUUCCAUGUCAGACCUCUUGAGCCCGUCCAUGAGGUACGGGAUCCGCGAAUGCGGGUCCCACGGGAGGUCGGCGGCGGCGGGUAGGAGGGCCCGGAGAUUGUGGAAGAAAAUGAGACGGUUGUCGGGCGGGAGCGUGAGCGAACGCGGGGUGGUGUUCAGGUUGUGGCCCGCGUCUAACUGAUCUUUUUUUUUGACACUACUUGGGGACGGGGUACGCGUACACUGUACAGUAAUAGAACAAUUUUUCCCCCAUGGUCUUCUUCGUCUAUUGCAGAGAAGUGUAUCUAUAUAUGUGUUGUAGGCAUAGGGGAAGUGUGG